CCAUGUCCUUCCAAGCCCUCCGCGCUGCUGCACGCACCGCCCGCAUUGCGCCUCGCGCUUUCCCCAAAGCAUCCGCUCGCGCCGCCGUGCGCCGCUACACGACCGAGAACGCCGGAAAGAAGAGCUCGAACGUAGCUAUCUACGCCGGUAUCGCUGCCGUCGCGGCUGCUGGCGCUGGCUACUGGGUUUUGACCAGCGACAGUGACGCGGCGAAGGAGGCUGGCACCCUCGCCAAGUCCGGCGCCCAGGUCGCGAAGGCGGCAGCGAACUACACUCCGUCCAAGGAGGACUACCAGAAGGUGUACAACCGCAUUGCGGAGAUCAUCGACGACGCUGGGGAGUACGAUGAUGGCUCUUACGGCCCUGUCCUUGUCCGCCUCGCAUGGCACGCUUCUGGUACCUUUGACAAGGAGACAGGAACCGGUGGAAGCAACUACGCUACUAUGCGUUUCGAGCCCGAGGCCUUGCACGGCGCCAACAACGGCCUGCACGUCGCCCGUGGCCUGAUGGAGAAGGUCAAGGAGGAGUACCCCUGGAUCUCCUACGGUGAUCUCUGGACGCUCGCCGGUGUCGCCGCCAUCCAGGAGAUGGGCGGUCCCAAGAUCCCCUGGCGCCCGGGCCGCAUCGACGGCUUUGCGAAGGACGCGACUCCCGACGGUCGCCUGCCCGACGCGACGCAGGGCGCGGACCAUCUCCGCGCGAUCUUCUACCGCAUGGGCUUCAACGACCAGGAGAUCGUCGCUCUCUCCGGCGCGCACGCGCUCGGCCGGUGCCACACCGACCGCUCCGGGUUCGACGGCCCGUGGACGUUCAGCCCGACGACGCUCACGAACGACUACUUCAAGCUGCUCUUCGACGAGAAGUGGGUGUGGAAGAAGUGGAGCGGUCCGAAGCAGCUCGUGGACAAGAAGACGGGCAGCCUGAUGAUGCUUCCGACCGACUACGUGCUCACGCAGGACAAGAGCUUCAAGAAGUACGCCAAGGCGUACGCGCAGGACCAGGAUCUGUUCUUCAAGGACUUCGCUGACGUCGUCUCCCGCUUGUUCGAGCUCGGCGUGCCGCAGGCGCAGUUCGUCUCUUCCGAGCCGUGGCUGAUGAAGAAGACCGACGAGCAGUCCUGAGCCCCACGCUCGCUAGACGGUUCGCGUAACGCGUUCCGCAGUUUCUCUAGAGAAAGACGGCUUAGAUGCGAUCAUCUAGACUCUAGAUGGGUAGUGCCUCAUGCUUGCUAGAUUCUAUGCUUAGUAGAUGUGCGCAUGCUCCGGUAGAUGUCGGCUAGACGGAUCUCUCUUAGAGAGGCUCGGUCACGUUCCCCCCUCUCCCCAUUCGUCCUCGUCAUUCGUGACGAUCUUUUGGCUUUCUUACUAAUAAAAUCAUUUAGGGGCUGCUGUGUAGUUUCUUUUCCGCUCGUUGUGCUCUUCCGCUGUGCUCUGUCAUCAAUGCAAUUGGUUUUCCC
This is a messenger RNA of Punctularia strigosozonata HHB-11173 SS5, 1456 nucleotides long. RefSeq names its product heme peroxidase (gene CCP1). Gene Ontology annotation, biological process: hydrogen peroxide catabolic process; cellular response to oxidative stress; response to reactive oxygen species. The transcript is spliced from 5 exons. The record is from RefSeq and is a predicted model, not a curated record. Lineage: Eukaryota; Fungi; Basidiomycota; Agaricomycetes; Corticiales; Punctulariaceae. Gene Ontology annotation, molecular function: peroxidase activity; heme binding. The annotation marks the transcript as partial.